AUGUUCCACAAGUUAUGCGGGGAGCUACCUCCAAGAGUCGAGAACUUUGUUAUGGACGUGCAAGAGUUUGAGUACGAGAUCGUCUACCGUCCGGGAAAGACAUGCAUCGCUGAUUACAUGUCACGACAUGUUGAUCGAGCAGGAUCAAGUCGAGUGUUUGAGAUCGAAGCAGCAGCGGAGAGCGUUGUUGAGAGCGGGUGCUGCCACGCCCUUAAUGAACAAGGAACAGUGACGGUGGAGGAUAUUAGGGCUGAAGGAGAACGAUGCGAAGUCUACCAGAGACUUGUUAAAGCAAUCAAGUCGGGAAUAAGCGACAAUGACGAGGACUUAAAACCUUACAUAGUCCCGGAAAUCAAACACGACUUGAGUGUGGUCAACGGUGUGGUUUGUCGAAUUGAGUCACCGCGCACAUCAAGGAAUUAGCAAGGCAAAGCAUUUUCUAUGGACAUUCUGCUGGUUCCCUGGGAUGGACAAGGCCGUCGAAAACCAGGUACGAGGAUGCUUACGUACCGUGCCAAGCUGUCCAACCACCAAAUAACGACCAGCCAGUCAAACCGUCGGAGCUACCAAUUGACCCAUGGCAGUAUGUGGAAAUGGACUUCCAAGGCCCUUACCCCAACGGCGAAUAUAUAUUCAUCAUGAUUGACCGUUACAGUCGAUGGCCGGAGAUGGCAUGGUUCCGAAAUGCACCUAAUGCAAACACCACAAUCGCAGCCAUGGAGAAGAUAUUCACCAACAAAGGUGUUCCAGCGGUAUGCCAAUCGGACAAUAGCUCGCCUUUCCAAUUAAAAGAGAUGGAACAGUUUGCCCAAAGCAGUGGAUACCGCCAUCACCACAUUACUCCGGAAUGGCCCAGAGCAAACGGGACAGUUGAGCGAUUUAAUCGGAGUAUGAAAGAAGCUCUGCAGGCAGCAACUCGGGAAGGGAUAUCCCUGAGAGACGCAUCACAAAGAUUUCUGCAGAUGUACCGAUCUACCCCACACAGCGCGACUGGUGUCAGCCCGCAUGCUGCAUUGCAUGGCGGAAGAGAAAUGAGAACAGUACUUCCACUUAUGACACCAACCGACCAUGUUAUGGACCGUAUACGAGACCAACGAUACAAAGCCAAGAUGAGAAACAGACUGCGGCCACAUAAACUUCGGGUAGGUGACAGUGUUAUUGUGAAGCAGACAAAAGUCAGCAAGCUGACGCCGACAUUCAACCCUACACCUCUGAGAAUCACCGAGGUCCAAGGCUCGAGAAUAACUGCACGGGAGAUAAACGGCACGUGGAUCAUCACGAGGGACGCGUCGUACUUUCGAAAGAUUGCAUCCGACACGCGUGCGGAUAACGAAGAUGACCAGGAGACGCCGGAUGAAAGCACUGAGAAAGGGCAAAGACCACGACGGACAACACGGAGGCCCAGUUAUUUAGAAGACUACGACACUUAA
Paramuricea clavata is the source of this 1430-nucleotide messenger RNA. Lineage: Eukaryota; Metazoa; Cnidaria; Anthozoa; Malacalcyonacea; Plexauridae. The record is from the annotation of a GenBank genome assembly.